Molecule: messenger RNA, 933 nt
Organism: Haliotis rubra (blacklip abalone)
Lineage: Eukaryota; Metazoa; Mollusca; Gastropoda; Lepetellida; Haliotidae
Exons: 1
Coding region: 1-933 (310 amino acids)
Biological process (GO): DNA integration
Molecular function (GO): nucleic acid binding
Source: RefSeq, a predicted model, not a curated record
AUGAGUUGUCGUACUUGUGCUCGUAGUCGACCUAACUCUCAUGAGCCACUCAUCCCGUCAGAAAUUCCUACUCGUCCAUGGAGUAAGGUAUCCACUGACCUGUUUGAAAUCAAUUCAAGUCCAUACCUGCUUGUCAUAGACUACUACUCGAAGUACAUCGAGAUAGCCAAACUCUCCAGUACAACUUCAGCAUGUGUUGUAAACCAUCUGAAAUCCAUCUUUGGAAGACAUGGAAUUCCUGAUAUCGUCGUCUCUGACAACGGUCCUCAGUACUCGUCGUACACCUUCAAGACUUUCUCAGAGGACUACCGUUUCAAUCACAUCACGAGCAGUCCGAGAUAUCCUCAAAGCAACGGAGAAGCCGAAAGAGCUGUCAAAACCAUCAAACAGACUUUGAAGAAAGCGACUGACCCAUAUUUGGCAUUGCUAACUUACAGAAGUACGCCUCUGCAAUGUGGUUACAGUCCAGCGCAGUUGUUGAUGGGACGUAAUCUACGUACAACUCUUCCUGUUCAUCCAUCACAACUUGAACCUCAUUUGCCUUCUUCACAAGAAGUUGAUUCAUCUUUCAAGCAAUCUAAACAGCGACAAAAGUCUGACUACGACUCACGUCACAGAAGUCGCAAUCUUCCACCAGUAAAGGAGGGAGAUAAGGUGUUAGUUGAUGAUCCUGAAGCAACUCGGGAAGCCGAAGUAUACAAGAAAGCAAACACUCCACGUUCUUACUACGUGAAGUCAGGCGACAAUCUCCUGAGAAGAAAUCGAAAACAUCUUGUAUUGUUGCCACCACAACUGCAGUCAACUUCACAUCGCUCAGAACUACUUCAAUCUCCAGUCUCCACUCAGCCACAGUCAAGCAGUGACAUUCCUCCAAACAGUACAGUCACCAGAUCAGGAAGGGUGUCCACCAAGCCAAACAGACUUGACCUGUAG